Molecule: messenger RNA, 3171 nt
Organism: Didymosphaeria variabile
Lineage: Eukaryota; Fungi; Ascomycota; Dothideomycetes; Pleosporales; Didymosphaeriaceae
Gene: MTR4
Product: ATP-dependent RNA helicase mtr4
Exons: 4
Coding region: 1-3171 (1056 amino acids)
Biological process (GO): RNA catabolic process; maturation of 5.8S rRNA
Cellular component (GO): nucleus
Molecular function (GO): ATP binding; RNA binding; RNA helicase activity
Source: RefSeq, a predicted model, not a curated record
AUGGAUGACGAGCUGUUUGACGUCUUCGAGGACGGCCCGCAGACGGCAACAACCGCUGCGCACAAGCCCAAGCAAACAAAGAAGCGCCAGGCAAACGGCGAGGUCAAAUCGCCCGUGCAUGAUGCCCCCAUGCAGGACGCGCCUGCUUGUGUAGACGAAGAAGUUACAAAACAAAAGCGCCAAAAGCGCGACCUCGAGCCCGAACCGGUCGUCACGGAUGCCUUCGAGACGGAGCAGUCGCGCGAGGUCGCCGCUUCCGCAGGCCUACAGGGCCAGGCACACCAAGAUGGACAGGCCGUCGUGCUAUCACAUCAGGUCCGUCAUCAGGUCGCCCUGCCGCCCGACUACGACUAUGUCCCCAUAUCCGAGCACAAGCCGCCGAACGACCCCGCACGAACAUGGCCUUUCACCCUCGAUCCUUUCCAGCAGGUCUCUAUCGCGUCGAUACAGCGGGGCGAAAGUGUCCUAGUCUCUGCGCAUACAUCUGCCGGCAAGACGGUUGUGGCAGAAUAUGCAAUCGCGCAGUGCCUGAAAAACAACCAGCGUGUUAUUUAUACAAGCCCCAUCAAGGCGUUGAGCAACCAGAAGUAUCGAGAGUUCACAGCUGAGUUUGGUGAUGUGGGCCUUAUGACGGGCGAUGUCACCAUCAACCCCACCGCGACGUGUCUGGUCAUGACGACUGAGAUUCUUCGGUCCAUGCUGUACCGAGGCUCCGAAAUCAUGCGUGAAGUGGCAUGGGUCGUCUUCGACGAGGUGCACUAUCUACGCGAUAAGUCGCGCGGCGUCGUAUGGGAGGAGACCAUCAUUCUACUGCCCGACAAAGUUCGCUACGUCUUUCUGUCCGCCACCAUUCCGAAUGCCAUGCAAUUUGCGGAAUGGAUCACCAAGACUCACAAACAGCCGUGCCACGUCGUAUACACCGAUUUUCGUCCGACACCGUUGCAGCACUACUUUUUCCCAGAAGGCGCCGAUGGCAUACAUCUGAUUGUUGAUGAGAAAGGAGCUUUCCGCGAGGAGAACUUCCAGAAGGCCAUGGCUUCGAUUGCGGAGAAGGCUGGCACCGCUGCAGAUGACUUCCUGGCUAAGAGGAAAGGGAAAGGCAAGGACAAAAAGACGAACAAGGGCGGCAACAAGGACCAGUCCGAUAUCUACAAGAUUGUGAAGAUGAUCAUGCUGAAGAACUACAACCCAGUGAUUGUCUUCAGCUUCAGCAAGCGAGAAUGCGAGAAUUAUGCUCUGGCUAUGAGCCAGCUUGCCUUCAACGACGAAUCGGAAAAGGCCAUGGUGUCUAAGGUUUUCAACAGCGCUAUCGAGAUGCUUUCGGAAGAAGAUCGCUCCCUCGCACAGAUACAGAACAUCCUCCCGCUCUUGAGGCGCGGCAUCGGCGUUCAUCACUCAGGUCUGUUACCCAUCCUGAAGGAGACCAUCGAAAUCCUCUUCCAGGAAGGUUUAAUCAAGGUGCUCUUUGCGACAGAAACCUUUUCGAUCGGCUUAAAUAUGCCGGCGAAGACUGUUGUCUUCACUAGUGUGCGGAAGUUCGAUGGCGUCUCCCAGCGAUGGGUCACGCCGUCCGAAUUCAUCCAGAUGUCUGGGCGUGCCGGUCGUCGUGGUCUUGACGAACGCGGAAUCGUCAUCAUGAUGAUCAACGAGCAAAUGGAACCAGCUGUAGCAAAGGAGAUCGUUCGCGGCCAACAAGAUAACCUCAACUCGGCUUUCCACCUUGGCUACAACAUGGUUCUCAACUUGCUGAGAGUCGAGGGCAUCUCUCCAGAAUUCAUGCUGGAGCGUUGCUUUUCACAGUUUCAGAACACUGCAAGCGUUAGCAAUCUGGAAAAGAAGUUGCGGGAGCUCGAGAGCGAGCGCGACAAUAUGAUUAUUACUGAUGAGACCGCCAUUCGCGAUUACUACAACCUGCGAGAACAGCUUGACAAUCUAACGAAGGACAUGCGGGACGUCAUACAGCAUCCGGCACAUUGCUUGCAAUUCCUGCAGCCUGGACGUCUAGUCAGGAUCAAGUACAAAGAGCACGACUUUGGAUGGGGCGCCGUUGUCAAUGUUACGCAACGUAAACCUGAGAGAGGUGAGAAGUUCCGCGAGCAGGAGUCAUAUGUUCUAGAUUGCGCGCUUGUUGUGGCCAGUGAUACGAAAUACGUGCCACACAGUAACAAUGGCUUGCCUCCGGGCGUCCGCCCUCCAUCUGCUGGUGACAAAGGCAAAGUCGAAUCUGUGCCAGUGCUUUUAUCGGCCAUGGAGUCUAUCGGUCAUCUUCGCUUGUUCCUCCCAAAGGAUAUCAAGACCACCGAGAACAAGGUUCACGUCCAAAAGGCGUUGGAUGAAGUCAAAAAGCGUUUUCCUGAUGGAAUUGCAAUCUUGGAUCCUAUAGAGAACAUGAAGAUACACGAUGAGGUCUUCAAGCGAACACUCAGAAAGAUCGAAGUCUUGGAAUCGCGCUUGCUUUCCAACCCAUUGCACAACUCACCACGGUUGCUAGAGCUUUACAAUCAAUACGCGAAGAAGAUCGCGAUUGGCGACAAUAUUAAAGCGCUCAAGAGGGAGAUCUCGGCCGCGCUUUCUGUUAUACACAUGGAUGAGUUGAACGCCCGCAAGCGUGUCUUACGUCGUUUGGGCUUCAUCAAGGAUGCAGAUGUCGUUCAACUCAAAGCACGAGUUGCAUGCGAAAUUAGCACCGGCGACGAGCUUGUGCUAAGCGAGUUGUUAUUCGAAAAAGAAUUCAACACGCUGACACCCGAACAGUGCGCAGCCUGCCUUAGUUGCUUCAUCUUUGAGGAGAAGAGCAAGGAGGCGCCAUCGCUGAGGGAGGACCUUGCCUUCCCAUUCAGGAAGAUCCAAGACAAGGCCAAAUAUAUUGUCAAAGUUUCUAAGGACGCUAAGAUGCCUCUCAACGAAGAUGAAUACGUCCAGUCGUUCAAGUGCGAGCUCAUGGAGGUCGUGUAUCAAUGGUGUAAAGGCGCGUCGUUUGCUGAAAUCUGCAAAAUGACCGACGUCUACGAGGGCAGUCUCAUCCGCCUCUUCAGACGUUUGGAAGAAUUGCUCCGACAGGUGGCCCAGGCCGCCAAGGUCAUGGGAAGUGAAGAGCUUGAGCAAAAGUUUACGGCAGCGCUCGAGCUCGUCAGGCGAGAUCUCGUGGCGGCGCAGUCUUUGUAUCUCUAG